Zophobas morio is the source of this 1801-nucleotide messenger RNA. Its product is annotated as TRAF-type zinc finger domain-containing protein 1-like. The transcript is spliced from 5 exons. Gene Ontology annotation, cellular component: mitochondrion. Bases 423 to 1607 code for a protein of 394 amino acids. NCBI's taxonomy places the organism in Eukaryota, Metazoa, Arthropoda, Insecta, Coleoptera, Tenebrionidae. The record is from RefSeq and is a predicted model, not a curated record.
GCCAGUUGCAACAGUUGCAUGCGAUGUUCAGUUCACGCAGUUGUGUAUGCGAGGUCAUCUAUCAAGUCUGUGAUUAGUGCAUCGUGUGCAUCCAGAAGUUUUAAACUCGGCGUAAAUUUAAACCGCCAAAAUUAGUGACAUUCUCCUGUCAGCGAGUUUUCAAAAAUCCGCACAGUUCGUCCCGGGUUACGCAACGCGUAUCAGAAAAAUAAUUUCGCGACAUCACUGCAUGUAUAAUUAGAUUAAGAGAGUAUAGCGCAAAAAUCAGUCAGAGAAAAUACCUUGGCGAUAAAUUUAGAUCCGUACAGUCAUUGGCGGGACUUUGUCAAACCUAAAAAUAGGUUUACGGUCUGUUCUUUCUCAGUGCAUUCACACGCGCUUUGCAAAAUUCUCGCGAAAAUCGUGGAAAGUGCUGUCCCAGGAUGAAUGGCCAGACCGAGCAUGAAAUCUGCGGAAACUGCAAAAAAGAAAUCCCCCAACAUAACUAUGUGAUGCAUUCAGCCCACUGUUCCCGCAACUUCACCCUCUGUCAGGUAUGCAAGGAACUCUUCUCGAAGUCCGAAAUCGAAGGCCACAAAAAGUCCUGUGUGGCGGUGAAACCAAAAGUGAAAAAACCCGAGCCGCCUCCGACCAAUCUAGAACGCAGUCAGUACUUCCAGGAACGGAAAGUGAUCGAAGACAAAAAAAUUGCAGCUAGGAAGGAGAGACAGCUACAGAAAUACGAAAGAUUGGUAGAUACGGGAUAUUCUUUAAAGGAAGGCGAGAAAAGGGAGAAGGUGGUGAAGACGAAGCCGGUAACGGCGGCCCGAGUUGAAAGUAAGCCCAAAAACUCUUCUGGACUGUUGGCUUGCAAGUUUUGCGAUUUGGAACUUCCGAAAUUGGAAUUGGAGGAACACGAGAAUUAUUGUGGGACGAGGACCGAUAAGUGUUUGGAAUGUGGGGAGUUGGUGAUGUUCAAGUACAAACAGAUUCACAUGGAUUCGAACCACGGAUUUUUGAAGCUGAAAGAUGAACCGGGUCCUCGAGCGUCUUGGGACUCCGCCACCCAACGCACGACCACCACCGACACACCUUCAUCGCCACGUCCCAGACCAGCCCCUUUGCGUCCAUUUUCGAGCUUCGACUCAACUCUAUACUCGUUUCCAGCAACUUACUCGGCUCCUCCGGUUAAGGACAAAAGCGAAACUUACAAGGAGAUUUCCAGGAGACUCGACUGCAAAACUGAAUACAUUCGUAAUUUAUUACACGAUUCGGCUAGCAUCACUGUACCAUUAAGACAUAGCGGGGCGAUGCCACGAAACCAUUUCAAUCACAAUAAAGGUCCUGCACCACUCCCUCCACGAAGGAGACCCAAUCCUCCCACUGAACUGACUAUUCCUUGCGAAUUCUGCAGCGUGCCGAUUCCUCAUGAAGAUUUAAUCCAGCACGAAACCGGCUGUAGACCUGAUUUGGCUCGUUUCGAUCCCAGAAGGAGGCGUUCUCCAGAACUUGAUGAAUUCUUUGUGGCUCCUCAACCCACUUCUCCUGAAGAGGAGUUGCCUUGCGAGUUUUGCGCUGAUAUGAUACCGGCGUCGCAGCUGCUGCGUCACCAAGCUACGUGUAUCUAAUUCUAUUUUUUAUAUACACAUAAGUACAUAUUUAAGGGAAAGCUUUUGAUUUGUGACUUUUUUAUUUUUGUUACUUAGCACUAAGUGCGGAAUUGUUCACAGUUAGGUGCUAUUGUGUUUUUGCGAUUAUUGUUGUUAGGGUUAAUAGCUCAAUUAAUUAUAGGUGUUUAUAAAAAUUAACUUUUGUACUACAA